AUGUCAGCAGUUCCUAAUCUUGCAGGAUCUUGGCGCUCACUUGAAACUCCAUUAAGUGAAUCAAUAUUAGAAACGAUUGAUUCAUUAGGUUUUGAAACAAUGACACCUGUGCAAGCAGGUGCUAUUCCUUUAUUCAUGAAAAAUAAGGAUGUUGUAGUAGAAGCAGUAACGGGUUCAGGGAAAACCUUAUCAUUUGUUAUUCCUAUCCUUGAAAAAUUACUUCGUAGAGAGGAAGCUUUAAAGCAUCAUGAGAUUGGAGCGAUCGUCAUUACACCUACAAGAGAACUCGCUCAACAAAUUUAUUCUGUCUUCAAAUCCUUUGUAGAUGAUCAUGAACGUAAAGAUCAGAUUGGAUUAGGACUUUAUAUUGGUGGAUCUAGUUCAUUAGCGGAAGACAUGCAUUCAUUUAAAAACGAACAUCCUCGUAUUUUGAUUGGUACACCUGGACGAUUAGAAGAAUUGCUGACGAAAACGGGUAGUUUAGUCAAUACAAAAGAACUUGAAGUACUUGUUAUGGAUGAAGCAGAUCGAUUAUUAGAUAUGGGAUUUUCGAAGCAAUUGAGUCAUAUUAUUGCACAAUUACCCAAGCAACGUCGUACAGGUUUAUUUUCCGCCACCAUGACAGAUGCCAUCUCAGAACUUGUUCGUGCAGGUCUUCGUAAUCCUGUACGUAUUGUAGUGAAAGUAGAAGAUUUAGCUCAUAAAGGGAACGUACAGCGAACACCGACCACCCUAGACAUUGAUUACGUUGUUUGCGAUGCAGAUCAAAAACUACUUUUGAUGACCCGUAUCCUUCAAAGUGAAUUAGCACAUGAAGAAGCAGAGGAAGGGACAGGAGCCCGUAAAUUCAUUGUCUAUUUCGCUACAUGUGCCAUGGUAGAUUAUUUUUAUAAAAUCUUGAGUCGAAUGCAAAGUCUAAAAUCCUUUUCUUUCCAUUCACUCCAUGGUCAAAUGGAUACCAAACGACGAUCAGCUACCUACAAGUCCUUUACUGAGCUUUCACCUGCCAUCCCAGCUGUCUUACUCUGUACCGAUGUUGCUUCACGUGGUCUUGAUAUCUCUGAUCUGGAUUAUGUCAUUCAAUUGGAUCCACCUCAGGACCCCAAGGCGUUUUCACAUCGAUGUGGUCGAGCGGGUAGAGCCGGUCGAAAGGGACAUGCGACUGCUAUUCUAGUACGAGGACGUGAGGAGAUGUAUGUGGAUUUACUCAGAUUGAGAAAGAUUCCCAUCCAACGACGACAGUACAUUUUACCUGACUUGACAUCCUUUGAUAACAGUCAAGUUGUUGACUCGGAGGAAAGAACAGCUACCUCGAUUGAAGUGAAAGAUGAAGGGUUACUCGAGUUUAUCAAGGAGAUUAGAUCGAUUGUGAAAACAGAUCGUGAUCUUCAUGAUCGUGCACUAAAGGCAUUUGUAUCCUGGGUAAGAUCCUAUACAAAGCAUGAAGCCAGCUAUAUCUUCCGUGUAAAGGAUUUGGAUUUAGGACGAUUAGCGAUGGGAUUUGGAUUGUUAAAGUUACCCAAGAUGCCUGAAUUAAAAGCACAACAGAGUCAAGCCAACUAUGUAAACUCAUUUAUAGAAGAAGAAGACAUGAAUUGGGACACAUUUAAAUACAUGGAUAAACAAAGAGAAGUAAAACGAUUAAAGGAAUUAAAGGAAUAUAAAGAGAGAUCAAAACAAUCACAACCACCAUCACUACCACCAAAGAAAAAGGCAAAUGUAGCAUGGUCAGAGAAAAUAGAUGCAAAGGAACGUAGACAAGUGCGUAAAGAAAAGAAGAAAGCUAAAAAAGAAUACCUAAAGAAACAAGCACAACUAGAAAUUGAACAAAAGAAGAAAAGACAAUUAGAAGAAGAAGAAGAAGAUGAUGAUGAUUGGGAAGAGUUAGCAGAAGAAGAAAGAAUGUUUAAAAAGAUGAAAAAAGGAAAAUUAGACAAGAAAAUUUUCGAUGAAAUGUUUUAA
Molecule: messenger RNA, 1962 nt
Organism: Cokeromyces recurvatus
Lineage: Eukaryota; Fungi; Mucoromycota; Mucoromycetes; Mucorales; Mucoraceae
Product: P-loop containing nucleoside triphosphate hydrolase protein
Exons: 2
Coding region: 1-1962 (653 amino acids)
Cellular component (GO): nucleolus
Molecular function (GO): RNA helicase activity; nucleic acid binding; ATP binding
Source: RefSeq, a predicted model, not a curated record